This is a messenger RNA of Cicer arietinum (chickpea), 2338 nucleotides long. RefSeq names its product probable methyltransferase PMT16. The record is from RefSeq and is a predicted model, not a curated record. Gene Ontology annotation, cellular component: cytoplasm; endosome; trans-Golgi network. Lineage: Eukaryota; Viridiplantae; Streptophyta; Magnoliopsida; Fabales; Fabaceae. Gene Ontology annotation, molecular function: methyltransferase activity.
UUCACUCACCUCCCCUACAUUUCCCUUUCUCCCAAAAUCAUCAACCCUCUCAAUAUAGCUUAUAAAAAUAAAUAAAUAAACAAACCCUCUCAAUCUAUUAUAAACACUCAACACACAUCACUCUUCUCCACCACUAACUCUCUCUCUCACACACACACACAAACACACACAAUCUCAAACUCAAAAUCUCCAUCACCACCACCAUGCCUAACAAUGACACCACCCCACCAAAACCCUCCAAAUCCACUUCCUUUUUCAAUUGCAAAAAAACAAAUCUUUACUCUCUUUUAGCCUUCCUUUGCAUCAUUUCCUAUCUCUUAGGCUCAUACCAACACAACAUCACAACAACAACAACUCCAAAUUUCCACAUCAACAAAAUCUCCACAACAAAUUGCCUCCAAAACCCACCAACUUUUUCAACACCCACAAAAAAAAUACCAAAACCAAAAACAAAAACAAAAACAACAAACUUAGAUUUCUUCUCACACCACAACGCAACAACAUUAACAUACACAACAACCUCCACCACAGCAUCAACAAAAAAAAAUCAUUACCCACCAUGCACCCCCUCACUAACAGACUACACCCCCUGCGAAGACCACGCGCGUUCACUAAAAUACACGCGCGACAAAAUGAUAUACCGUGAAAGACACUGUCCUAAUAAAAAUGAAAUCCUUAAGUGUCGUGUUCCAGCACCAAACGGUUACAAAAACCCAUUCCCAUGGCCCACAAGUAGAGACAUGGCAUGGUAUGCUAACGUCCCUUACCGUCAUUUAACGGUGGAAAAAGCUGUUCAAAAUUGGAUCCGUUUUGACGGUGAUAGAUUCCGUUUUCCUGGUGGUGGAACAAUGUUCCCUGAUGGAGCUGAUAAAUAUAUUGAUGACAUUGGAAAGCUUAUUAACCUUAGUGACGGUUCAAUUCGAACUGCUGUUGAUACUGGAUGUGGGGUAGCUAGUUGGGGAGCAUAUCUUCUAUCACGUGACAUAAUAACAGUAUCAAUAGCACCAAGGGACACACAUGAAGCACAAGUUCAAUUUGCACUUGAAAGAGGUGUUCCUGCAAUUAUUGGAGUCUUAGCUUCAAAGAGGUUACCUUUUCCUUCAAGGGCUUUUGACAUGGCACAUUGUUCUCGUUGCCUUAUUCCAUGGCCUGAAUAUGAUGGACUUUAUCUAAAUGAAAUUGAUAGAAUCCUACGUCCUGGUGGGUAUUGGAUUUUAUCUGGACCACCAAUUCAUUGGAAGAAAUAUUGGAAAGGAUGGGAAAGAACAAAGGAAGAUUUGAAUGAAGAACAAACCAAAAUUGAGAAGGUUGCUACAAGCCUUUGUUGGAACAAGUUAAUUGAAAAUGGUGAUAUUGCUAUUUGGCAAAAACCUAAAAAUCAUUUUGAUUGCAAAGCUAACACUCAAAAUAGACCUUUUUGCAUGGUGCAGAAUAAUCCUGACAAGGCUUGGUACACAAACAUGCAAACAUGUUUGAUUCCACUCCCUGAAGUGUCCAACAAAGAAGAAACUGCUGGGGGUGCAUUAAGUAAUUGGCCUCAAAGAUUAAAAUCAACCCCACCAAGAAUUUCAAAAGGGACCAUAAAAGGUGUCACACCCCAAACUUUUUCAAAAGACAAUGAACUAUGGAACAAAAGGGUAUCAUAUUACAAAAAAGUUAAUAAUCAACUUGGAAAAGCUGGUAGAUAUCGCAAUCUUUUAGAUAUGAAUGGUUAUUUGGGUGGAUUUGCAGCUUCACUUGUUAACUAUCCAAUUUGGGUUAUGAAUGUGGUUCCUAUUCAAGCUAAAGUUGAUACACUUGGAGCAAUUUAUGAAAGAGGGUUGAUUGGAAUGUAUCAUAAUUGGUGUGAAGCUAUGUCUACUUAUCCUAGAACUUAUGACUUAAUUCAUGCUGAUUAUGUGUUUAGCCUUUAUAAUGACAGAUGUGAAUUGGAAGACAUAUUGCUAGAAAUGGACAGGAUUCUAAGACCAGAAGGAAGUGUAAUAAUUAGAGAUGAUGUUGAUAUAUUGGUCAAAGUAAAGAGUAUAAUCAAUGGCAUGAAUUGGGAGAGUCAAAUUGUGGACCAUGAAGAUGGACCUCUUGAAAGAGAAAAGCUAUUAUUUGCUGUGAAGAAGUAUUGGACCUCUCCUCUCUCCAAUGAUAAUACUACUUAAAAAUAAAAUUGUCACAUAUUUUUGAAAGUGUACUUUUAGAUGAUAAAAAAUUAUAUGAAAGUAUACUUUUGAAUGGCAUAAAAUAUUGUUUUUGGCAAAUGUGCACACUUAGAUUAGGUGGUAAUGUUUUUUGCUACAUGUUAAAUUCAAUUUUUAGUUUCUUAGAAUCUACUUUAUUUUUAAUU